AUGAAAAUUGUUGAAGAAGGGCUUUCCAAAAACAAAAAGCCACUGGUCUUUUUUAUGGCAAUUGGGCGUAUCAUAGGUCACUCUGUACUUCAUGGUGGUCCUAUUCCUUAUGGCUUUUCACCAGCAAUUUUGCAUUACUGGCAUGUAACAAGAUCACCACAAAUUAAAGACAAAGAUAUUGCUACACAUGCACUCCCAAUUGUUCCAGAAGAUAUUGCCGAUCUUGAAUUACAUGAAAUGAUAACUGAGCUGGAAAAUUGUCAUACCCCAUCACCUGAGAUGUUAAACAAGCUUUGCCCAUAUCUUUUUGAGUCUGGAGUUGACAUGGACAUAUUGUCAGGAAACACACAGCUUGCCAUUCAAGACCUGAUGUUUUAUCAAGUCAUUCAUAAGAGGUGCAUAGAACUUGAUGACAUUGCUAAAGGUAUGAAGGAUGCUGGUUUGCAUUCCUUCAUUGAGCACUUACCCACCAACAUCUUAGAAAUUGUCUUUCCGUCCAUUGAAAAAAGAAGAUUAUCUUUUGAUGAGAUCAAAGAAGUACUUAUCUUUGAAGAAGAGAAAGAAAAUGAAAGAAUAUUUGCCUUUUUCACAGAGUAUUUAUAUUUCCUGGCAAAAUAUGAAGAAGAUACUAUUAAUCACCACUUAACUUUCAAUCAUACCAAACACAAACUAUUUUACAAGUUCUACACAAGAGUUUUCUAUUACACUUAUCUUUUUUUUGCCCCACAUUACUUGAGUGUAGAAGACAAGGGCAACACUUGUGUGAUUAAAAUCACAUUUAUUCACAGGCACAUGAUACCCCAUGUCAGUACUGAUUAAUACUACAGUAUUUCUUGUUGUUUUAAUUAAAGGCAUUUGAUUUUUUGUGGUUCUUUUACACUUCACACUGUAUUGUUACAUUUCACACUGUAUUGUUUUACUUUUAGGUCAACCAUCAUUAACAGACUUAUGUUGCUUUUGUUGUGCAACAAAUACCUUACCUGCAAGGGGAUCAUUUUUGGUCAAAUU
Messenger RNA from Xenia sp. Carnegie-2017, 1008 nucleotides. RefSeq lists its product as uncharacterized. The transcript is spliced from 4 exons. The record is from RefSeq and is a predicted model, not a curated record. Bases 1 to 819 code for a protein of 272 amino acids. Lineage: Eukaryota; Metazoa; Cnidaria; Anthozoa; Malacalcyonacea; Xeniidae. Gene Ontology annotation, molecular function: ubiquitin-protein transferase activity.